Messenger RNA from Maylandia zebra (zebra mbuna), 518 nucleotides. It is a transcript of the gene anapc11, whose product is annotated as APC11 anaphase promoting complex subunit 11 homolog (yeast). Gene Ontology annotation, biological process: anaphase-promoting complex-dependent catabolic process. The record is from RefSeq and is a predicted model, not a curated record. NCBI's taxonomy places the organism in Eukaryota, Metazoa, Chordata, Actinopteri, Cichliformes, Cichlidae. Gene Ontology annotation, cellular component: anaphase-promoting complex. Gene Ontology annotation, molecular function: cullin family protein binding; zinc ion binding; ubiquitin protein ligase activity.
CAUGUCCCAUCCCAGGAUACAGCCUGGCGGUCUUUCAGCAGAAGAAGAAGAAACUAUUUUUGCCCGGGUUGCUAAAACAUCACUUUUAUGUUAUAGACGUCGAUCAAACCAGCGCUAAAUGAUUUGUUUUUUGCUAACCUAACGAGUGUGAGAUACCUGAAGGAGACGGUGGUCGCUUCUUUAUCCGCAGGAUGAAGGUGAAAAUCAAACAGUGGAACGGGGUUGCCUCCUGGCUCUGGGUGGCCAACGAUGACAACUGUGGGAUCUGCAGGAUGGCCUUUAACGGCUGCUGUCCUGACUGCAAAGUGCCUGGGGAUGACUGCCCGCUGGUCUGGGGUCAGUGCUCCCACUGUUUCCACAUGCACUGCAUCCUGAAGUGGCUGAACUCACAGCAGGUCCAGCAGCAGUGCCCCAUGUGCCGGCAGGAGUGGAAGUUCAAGGAGUGAACCUGUGGAGGCGUCGCUGCCACAGAGACGAAAGGCUCGCUCGCAGACUUUUAUGUAGACUGUAAAUAAAUC